AUGAAAGUGAAUGUGCAAGAAGAUGCCAUAACAGCUCUAGCCCAGUAUUAUGAUUCCCCGUUGAGGUGCUUCACUUUUCAAGAUUUUCAGUUGGCUCCGACCUUAGAGGAAUUUGAGCAAAUUCUAGACUUGCCUUUGGAGGGUCAACAGCCAUAUCGCCCUAUGAAACAUCAUGCAUCUCUGCCGACUAUCGCCAAUGUCUUAAGGAUUUAUCCAGCCGAGUUACAGCAAGCUUACCAAGAAAAACAUCAAAAUAGAGGAUUCACAAGAGAAUUUCUUGAGCGACAAAUGCAUAAUUUGGCAGAAAAAGAAGAUUGGGAGACUUUCAUAGAUGUCCUAGCACUCACCGUUUAUGGCAUUGUCCUUUUCCCUAAGCAUGACAACUUUGUGGAUUUAGCAGCAAUAGAUGUGUUUCUUGCAUGCAAAAAUCGAUCUGAAAAUCCUGUCCCUGCACUACUAGCUAAUGUUUAUUGUACACUGAGUUUCUGCCAUGAAAGGAAAGGAAAGAGGAUUAUAUGUUGUCUACCUAUGCUUUAUAUAUGGCUCACAGCUCAUGUCUUUAAAAGGCCAAGUGAGAUCAAGUGUCCGAUCACUGAUUUGCUGAGGUUUCAAAUUGGGCAGAAAAAUGGUCAAGAGUGGGCUAAUCACUUAGCCAGUUUGAAUGAAGGACACGUCAGGUGGCACACUCCAUGGCAACAAUCAAUGACUAUUGUUUAUCAUUGUGGCAAUUACCCAAAUGUUCCUCUUAUGGGUACUCGGGGUUGUAUAAAUUACAAUCCAAUUAUGGGACAACGUCAGCUCGCUUAUCCCAUGAUGGGACCACCUGCUGAGGAAUUGUUGAUUCCUUUUGUUGUCUAUUAUGAAGAUGGAAAUUUCACUGAGCUUAUCCAAAAGGCAAGGAAUGCUUGGGCAAGGGUUGUUCGAAAAGGAAAAGAGUUAGGCGUGAGAAGUUGUGCAGCGAAAGCAAGUUACCGUCAAUGGGUUAAAGAAAGAGUCCAAGAGAUUAAGUUACCAUUCAAAGAUCCAGGUACCUCCCAAGAAAGUGAGCCAUCUAAUCCAGAACCCUUUGAGAAUGAACAAGUAAAAGAAUUAAAGGUAAGACUGGCUAAGAUGAUUGAAAAGAAUGUGAGGGUAGAAAGGGAGCUUCGAGAGAGCCGUCAAACUUGCGCCAUUUUGAAGAGAGAAAACAGUGAAAAACAACAAGCCUAUGAAGAGGUUUGUAAGAAGCAGAAGUCUGUGCAAAGCCAUACAACUAAAGUUCAACGUUGCCUUGAAGCUGCAAACAAGGAAUUAGGAUUGAGGGUGAAGGAGCGAAAUGCAGCUUUAUAUGAGAAACGACAAUUGAAAGGUGAAUUGUACAAGGCAAAAAGAGAUCGAGAAGAAGCUUUGACUCAAGCCAGUGAACUCCAAACACGAGUGAAAAAUAUGGAAGAGCAGAUAAAGGAAAUUGUCAUGGCAUGCGAGGCUGAAAUUAAUGCUGAAAAGUGGGAAGUGAUCAGAAUCAUGAAAGAGUAUGAAGCUAUUGUGAAAGUGAAAGAUGGUCAGAUAGAAGAAGGAGAUAAGCUUAUUGAGUAUUGGAUCAAGCGCUUCAUACAACUUGCAUAUUAG
Abrus precatorius (Indian licorice) is the source of this 1608-nucleotide messenger RNA. RefSeq lists its product as uncharacterized. The record is from RefSeq and is a predicted model, not a curated record. The transcript has a single exon. The coding region runs from base 1 to 1608 and encodes 535 amino acids. Lineage: Eukaryota; Viridiplantae; Streptophyta; Magnoliopsida; Fabales; Fabaceae.